Molecule: messenger RNA, 1488 nt
Organism: Chaetomium globosum CBS 148.51
Lineage: Eukaryota; Fungi; Ascomycota; Sordariomycetes; Sordariales; Chaetomiaceae
Exons: 1
Coding region: 1-1488 (495 amino acids)
Source: RefSeq, a predicted model, not a curated record
AUGCGGGACGCCGGCCGUGAGGGAUUGGCCUGGGAGGACAACGGCCUGGGUCCGGAGCCACGAUGGACGCGAGACCCUCACAUCCGGGCCGUCGAGCGCGUCUGUUGUCGACAUAUGGGUAUACCUCCCCGCAAGCCGUCCGAGGAGGGGGAAGCGAACGGCCCGGUCACCUUUCAUGCAGAUGGAGCGUUCAACAAGCUUUACCGGGUCUACUCACCGCGGGGCCACUUCAUGAUGCGGGUCUCACUGCCCGUCGACCCUCACACCAAGACUCGUGGAGAAGCUGCAACUCUACAGCUCGUCGGCCGCAAGACCGAUAUCCCGGUUCCAGAGCUUGUGGCCUUCGACGACUCCCGGAGCAAUGAAAUCGGAUACGAGUGGCUUAUCAUGAGCAGAAUGUCCGGGAUACCAGCAUACUACCGCUGGCGGAAGAUGUCGAUGGCACAGAAGGAAGCCCUAACCACCAGGGCGGCCGCCUUUCAAGCUCAGCUCUUCCGCUGCGGCAACUUCGGCGACGGUUUUAGGGGCAUCGGGACGCUAGGGACCAGUCCCAAUUCGGACCACGGCAUGCCUGAGCCGGGACCCAUCGUGUCCAGCUUCUUCUUCUCGGGGCAGCGAUACCACUAUCCCAUCCCGCGCGGCCCCUUUAGCUGCAGCCACGACUGGAUCCGCGCCCAACUGAACGUCAUUAUCAAGGAGCACACCACUGCGCUCGCCGAGGCCAAAACCGAGCUCGACAAGGACUAUGCCGAGAGCGCGCUGCGGGUGGCUCGGAAGCUCCUGCGCAUGGUGCACAAGGUUUUUCCCGCCAUCGUUCACCCCCCCGAACGGACCGUCCUUUGGCACGACGACCUGUCGCUCCGGAACAUACUCGUCGAUGCCAGCGGCAGCGUCACAGCUGUCAUCGGGUGGUGUGUACAUCUUCUCUUACUUGGCAUUGCCCCUUCUGGUAGCUUGGUUGACAGAAAGAAAGCUAAUAUCAUGGCCAGGGAAUGCGCAUCGGCAAUGCCGCGGUGGGUGGCGUCACAAGUGCCCGAGUUCCUGCGCGGCGCUGUGAGGGAGGUUAAACCCGACCGCAACUGUUACACGGACGUCGACAACGGGGGAAGCGAGGUCUCCGGCGGCGACGAUCCCGACGACGGGCUCGACAACGAGGGCAAGACAGAGCUGUACUGGAUUCACUUGAUGGAGUACGAGCAGACCCAACUUCGCAAGGUGUACACGGCGCGCAUGCGUCAACUGAGGCCGGAGUGGGACAUGGAGGUGGAGGAGGGUGCCCUGAAGGUCGACUUCCUAAACGCCGUUUCGCGGUGCGGUUCCGGAUUCUAUCUCCGGCGCAUCGAGCAAUGGGUGGAUGCAAUCGAACGCAAGGAGUAUCUACCCUUGAUGGAGGUGCUCAGGGUGGGCAUCAAGAAGGAGAAAGCAAGCAACGCGGGCACAAAACCAACAGCAUCGGGGACGGUUACUCUGAUAAGCAGAUUGUCAUGA